Molecule: messenger RNA, 366 nt
Organism: Phyllopteryx taeniolatus (common seadragon)
Lineage: Eukaryota; Metazoa; Chordata; Actinopteri; Syngnathiformes; Syngnathidae
Gene: gnrh2
Product: gonadotropin-releasing hormone 2
Exons: 3
Coding region: 7-264 (85 amino acids)
Biological process (GO): multicellular organism development
Cellular component (GO): extracellular region
Molecular function (GO): hormone activity
Source: RefSeq, a predicted model, not a curated record
ACCAUCAUGAGUGUAUCUCGGCUGGCUUUACUGCUUGGACUGCUUCUAUAUAUUGAAGCUCCAUUGUCCAACGCCCAGCACUGGUCUCAUGGUUGGUAUCCUGGAGGCAAGAGGGACCUGGACUCUUUUGGCACAUCAGAGAUUUCAGAGGAGAUUAAAUUAUGUGAGGGAGAGGAAUGCAGUUACUUGAGACCACAGAGGAGGAGUAUACUCAAGGCCAUUCUUUUGGAUAUCUUAACCAGAGAACUCCAGAAGAGAAAGUAACAGAUUUUCUACUUAUAGCAGCCUGACUCUUCUCUUCAGUGUGAUUAUUUUGUCUUCUUUAGUUAAUGCAAUGUGGGAUGUUGGCUUCAUCAGAAAGAUUUG